UAUUCAUCGUCAUCCGGGCGACCACAGUUCUCACUUCUUUCUCAGCCGCGCCGGUGUAGCAUCGUCGCCUGCGUUCAUCCGCUUCAUACUCUCCGGUCGCGCCGUCGUCUUCGCUUUCACCUUCGCCUUCGUCUUCUUCUUAGAUUUUUGGUGGACACUUUCUCUCACUCGGAGUUCCAAUUCUCGAAUUUCCGAUGGAUCAAGUGACCGAAGAAGUGGAGAAAGUCAAGAAGGAUUUCGAAGAAACAUGCCGUCAAGUGCAGGAACAUAUAGCCUCCAUUCAAGAAUACGGGAAGAAAUCGAGAGUUGCCGAUUCAGGCGGAGACGAAGAGGCGGAGAAGAAAGAUUCGUUGCCUAGGUUAAAUGGAUUGGUUCAAGAUGGUCUGAACCGGCUGAAAUCAUUGCUUUUCGAUCUCGAUCUUCUUGCUCCACAACUGCCAUCGGCGGAUGAGGCUGAAAGGGCUCAAGCUUUGGCUCAGUCUUGGAAAUAUCAUAUCCAGAGUUUGACGGGGAACCUAAGGAAUGCACAUUUGCAAGCAAGGGAUAAUAUGAAGAAAGCUGCUCAAAAAGAGAGAGAGCUUCUUUUAGGAGGCGGCGAAGAGUCCACGACACGGAGGAGGAAUCUCCAGACAAAAGCUGGAAUGACUUCUGCUGCAGAGAGCAUCACAGAGAGUCUCAGGCGAACUCGCCAACUCAUGGUUCAGGAGGUUGAACGAAGUGCAAGCACUCUGAUGACCUUUGAGGAAUCAACGGGUGUAUUAAAGAAAGCUGAAAGUGAGUACAAGGGCCAUGGCUCAUUACUUUCACGGACCCGAAAUCUUCUCUCGACAAUGCAGCGCCAAGAUGUUAUUGACAGAAUAAUAAUGGUUGCGGGAUUUCUUCUUUUCUCUUUGGCCGUGCUUUAUGUUGUGUCGAAGCGCAUUGGUAUACUCAAGCUACAAAGGAAGGUAAUCGAAGCAGUCAAAUCUGGCACGGCAGAACAACUAAUUCCAAAACCACCUGUAGUCGGUGAACAAGGUAUGAAUAUUGUUCACCAAAAUAUAGUCCCCCCUCCCAAUUUAGAUGCACCACUAGAACAACCUUUGCACGAUGAGCUUUGAAGCCUAUACACAUAUUUGAUACAUAUUGCCAAAACUUGCACCUUUUUCCCCUUCUUCAAUGACUGAUGCUCUGUAAGGAGAAACCACAAUAUCGAUAUGGGAUCGACCUAGAACUUAGGAAUGUUGCUAUUAUGUAGUUGUUGUGUAGACAAGGAGAAAUGAAUACAAUGUGAUAUUCAUUAGUUUGUUGUUAUCGAUGGUGUGUUUGAUUUAACUAAGGGGAUGAAACGGAAAAUGUAAACUUCGUAUAUUGAACCUGUGAUGCAACAAUACGAAAACAAUGCCUAAUAGAUAGCCAGUGCCAUCUAGCGGUAAGCUGAUCAUUUUGCCACUUGUGAACCUAGUAGGAUGAUGUUUUAAUGGAUUUCUUAAGUUGUCUUCCUGUAAUAUAAUUUAUUAAAUGUCCUACUUUGAGUAGGACAUAUGCAUUAAUUCGUUUUGGAGUUAUUUUGUAUGUUUGUGUAUGGUCGAACAUGUGCAUACGUCAAUAUUGCUUUGGGUGUACAUGAUAAAUGGUUCAAAAGUUUUUAAAGAGAGAGAGAGUUACCGUUCUGACUCAUUGAUUUUUUUGUUUUUUUUGGAUGAGUAGUUAACUUUGUAAUCAAUUAGAUACCAACAAGUUCUUUGUAUUGAGCUGUAUCUUAUCCAAGUGACCAUUUAUUAUUAUUAUUAUUAUAUAUUUUUUCUGUUCCAUGAUACUGUUGUUGCAGGUUGUGGAGGUCAUUGUUGAUUGAUGUCAGAUAAUUCUGUUCAAUCAGGCAAUUUACUCCAAGAUUAUGUUAAGAAUGUUCUGAUAUGCUAUUUUAGUAAAUGAUCGUGAUGCAUUGAUGCCAGAUAUGCUGUAAAGUCAACUAAAGAUACCAUAUUUUCUCAAUUUGCUAAAUUUCAUUGGUUAUAAAGAUUUAGAUCCUGCAUUUGUAGUUUCUGAAGCUGCAAGUAAAAGAAAGAAACAUCAGUGGCUUUUAGUUGUAAGCGAUAAUAAGAUGCCUAAUGGAAAUGUGAUUAAAUUGUGAUUUUCUGUGACAUGAAAAGCUUAUUGCUCUUGAUAACCGACUUGCUUUCUGGUUGUUGUGUACCUGCCUUGAGUUUCUGUUAAGUUUCGUGUCUGUUGUUGACUUGUUUCUAUUUGAGGAUGCCUAACUUUCUUCUUUGAUUAGCCCCUAGGGGAGGGGGGAUGGGGUUGGGGUAUGGAUAGGGGAUAGUUUUCUGUCGCAUCAUUGUCCUUUUGGAUUGGAAGUGGAUUCUGGGGCAUGGUUACAAAUUAUUUUGUGGUGUGAUAAGCUUAUCAUCACAUCUUUCUCCUGAUAAAUCAGUUCAACAAAUAGGAUUCUUUUGACUGUUUACGAGAACAGAGAAUUUGACUCAUUAGAUUAGAAAUGAGCUCUUGGGGUAUGUUAGUUUCCUCUUUGCAUAUAAUUAAUUGACUAAAGACGAAAGUAUGUUUCUUAAUUUUAUGUUAAAAGUUAGUUUCGAGUUUUCUUCCUUCUAAACAGUAAUUCCAUGGUAGCAAACCUGAUAUAACUCUGUUUUCUUUGGUUUCUUCAGUUAGCUACGGCUCUGUUCUGUAAUUUCUUAAAUUUAUAGAAUGUUACUGCUGUUCAUGUUUUUCUGUCGUUGUUUAGAUUAAAUGUCCAUUCAACUUUACUUUCUUGCCUUUUUGGUGGAGCUUAAAUUGGUAUGCUAAUGAAUUCGAUAUUAGUAAUGAAUGACACCGUGCAAUAGGUGGCUUGUAUGAAAAGAAGCAUCAUAUCGAUGUGUCAGCACUAUACAAGGAUUGGGAUGAAGUUUCAUGUCCCAUAUGCAUGGAGUUUAAAAAAAAACCCAUAAUAUUGUUAUUUUAAAAAAAUCCCAAAAUAUAUGUAUGCUAGUAUAAAUUGCAGAGAAGAGGGACAGGUGCCCUGCAGCGGGUAGUAAUGGAGUAUUUGCUGCCAACGUUGAGGGAGAAGAGAGCAGUCGAUUCCCUCAUCAGAGACACCUUCGACAAGGUCCUCGUCCUUCCCUUUGGCCGCUCCUCCGAUGCCAUCUGCCUCCAGUUAGACGACUGUUCAAAUCAGCGAGAGAUGUGUCCAGAUUUGCUACGGAGGGUUAUUGGAGGUGGAUUCGGAGGAGAUUCAGGUUUAUGUAAAGUAUUUUGAUAUAACAUUCAUCCCCCCCAUUGUUUUCUUCUUCAAUGCACACCACAUGAAGAUGGAUUCCAGGUAAUUGCUCUUCCUAAUUCAAUUUUUCUUCAUGAUUUGAUUGGUUCCAUUGCAGACUUUCGACGUUGCUGGAAUUCUGUCCACGGAUUAAUCUGUUCUAAGAUUGUGUUUAUGUAAUUGAGAAAGUUCAUUAGUAAGAUACCAUUGUCUAUGAAACAUUGGGCUUAAUGCGGCUUUGACAUCACCGUAGAAAUUAUUUAUGCAUUAGGGUUUUUGGUUUGGUAAGUCAUUCAAUUCCUAAUUCUUAACUAUUGCAGAAGUACAUUAGUGUCUUCGACUUCAUUGAUGUUGUGGAGGUAUUCAUAUGUUGGAUACUUUUAUGUUGUUUCUUCUUAUUUGAACAGUAUCUGUGAUUUCGAGUUCAUGAUUCUCAUGACUUUUAUUUUUUCAAAUUCUAAUACAAAACAUCAAAAUAGUUAAGGUUCAUUAUCUUGGAGAACCGAAAACAUCAAAAUAUUAUUGGGCGAAUUUGUAUGUUAUGCAUAAAUCCUCCAAAACAAAUAUAAAUCUCUGUUUUCUGUGUGCUUAGGAGAUGAUCUAUGUAAGUAUGGGCGAAUGUUAAAUUGUCAAUCUUGAUCAAUGUUGAGUUCUGUAUUUGAUAUAAAGUCAUGUUGGUGUGUCUGAUGACCAUCGUAGGUGUUAUAACUUGUAUAUGAAAAAGUAGUACAAUAUAUAGAACUAAUUCCCCCGCAAUUUUAUUUUUUAAUUCUUUCUUCUUGCCAAUAUUUUAAUGCGAUGCAGCAUUGAUUAAUCUUAGUGUUUUUCUGUUGAUGUCUUUAGUAUGUGUUAACGGGGCCUAAAAUGUGACGAUGUAUUAUUAUAUUUACACUAUCUGACUGCAGGCAAUAUAUAGAGGAGCAAUGAAGGGAAAACUUAUUAUUAAUUGUCCACUGCUUCCUGAGAGAAUCCCAAAGUUUCAGUUGCUGUAUAUAGAUGUUUAACAGGUAUAUUUAUAUCUAUGUACCAUGUAAUCUAUUUGAAAAGUCCAUUUAUUUGGACUUCUGAAUAUAAGGUCAUAAUAUUUUGAAUUUGACAUGUUUUCCGAACUCAUUGUUUGGAAGACAAACAUAUCCUGUUUCAGUGUGAGCUUGAGCUUGGUACUCUUCAAUUGCAAACAGACUGAUGUGGUCAUAUUUAAAUUUUGUAUGUAUGAAAACGAUUUAGUGGAUAUAAAUUGGAAUAUUGGUGUUCCUUAUUUGGAACCAGAAUACAAGUCCGAGGUCAUUGAAAUAUUUAUGUCGAUCAUUCAUCAACCGGUCGACUUAGAAUUUGGAAUCUCAUACUUACAAGUGUGA
Molecule: messenger RNA, 4593 nt
Organism: Andrographis paniculata
Lineage: Eukaryota; Viridiplantae; Streptophyta; Magnoliopsida; Lamiales; Acanthaceae
Exons: 7
Coding region: 195-1100 (301 amino acids)
Biological process (GO): retrograde vesicle-mediated transport, Golgi to endoplasmic reticulum
Cellular component (GO): endoplasmic reticulum; SNARE complex
Molecular function (GO): SNAP receptor activity
Source: RefSeq, a predicted model, not a curated record